This is a messenger RNA of Nyctereutes procyonoides (raccoon dog), 2695 nucleotides long. RefSeq names its product inositol hexakisphosphate kinase 3 (gene IP6K3). Gene Ontology annotation, molecular function: inositol hexakisphosphate kinase activity. Gene Ontology annotation, biological process: phosphatidylinositol phosphate biosynthetic process; inositol phosphate biosynthetic process. The coding region runs from base 271 to 1494 and encodes 407 amino acids. NCBI's taxonomy places the organism in Eukaryota, Metazoa, Chordata, Mammalia, Carnivora, Canidae. The transcript is spliced from 6 exons. The record is from RefSeq and is a predicted model, not a curated record. Gene Ontology annotation, cellular component: cytoplasm; nucleus.
AGUGAGCUCUCUGUGCUGGGGCGCUGGGAAGGGCCUCUGCUCAGGGCCAGCAGUCGGCAGCCACCGAAGGAGAUUCCUUUCCACUGGACCUUCUCUUCUACACACUCCCUGCUGUGCUUCCAGGAAGGAGGCCCUGGGGCCCACAGACAGAAGGACAGCUGUGCUAUGACAGUGACAAAGGCCAAGAAGGAGAAAGCUGAGGACCACUGACGGCCUUGCCUCCUGUCCGGGAACUGCCUCUUCUACCCCAGACCUUCUUCCUGUGGAUACAUGGUUGUGCAGGACAGCACGGAUGCUGGGGAUGCCAGGGUGGGCGUGCGGCUAGAGCCCUUCCUGCACCAGGUCGGAGGGCAUCUGAGCGUGAUGAAGUACGAUGAGCACACGGUAUGCAAGCCCCUCAUCUUCCGGGAGCAGAGGUUCUACGAAUCCCUGCCUCUGGCCAUGAAGCAAUUCACUCCACAGUACAAAGGCACCAUCACGGUGCACCUCCAAAAAGACAGCCGAGGCCAUCUCAGCCUGGUGGCCAACCCGCUGAAGGAGAACCGGGGGCCCUUCAAGGUCUCCACGGAGUCGGCGGCAGUGGCACUAUGGCAGACUCUCCAGCAGACCACCAGCGGCAGUGGUGGCGCCCACCCCCUCACCCAGUGGCAGCUGGCACACUCGCUCGAGGAGAGCCCGGCCACGACGCUCCUGAGGUCCGAGUUCCAACUCAAUGCCCAAGUCUCCUCGCUGGUGGAAGAUGCUAAAGGGAACCAGUCUGAGAGGAGGAGCUUUAACCCGUGGGGCCUGCAGUGCCAUCAGGCCCACCUGACCCGCCUGUGCACCGAGUACCCAGAGAACAAGCGGCACCGGUUUCUGCUGCUGGAAAACGUCGUGUCACAAUAUAAGCACCCCUGUAUCCUAGACCUGAAGAUGGGGACCCGGCAGCACGGGGAUGAUGUGUCUGAGGAGAAGAAGGCCCGCCACAUGAGGAAGUGUGCGCAGAGCACCUCGGCCUGCUUGGGCGUGCGCAUCUGCGGCAUGCAGGUUUAUCAAGUUGAUAAGAAGCACUUUCUCUGCAAAGACAAGUAUUACGGAAGAAAACUCUCCGUUGAGGGGUUCCGACAAGCACUCCAUCAGUUCCUGCAUGACGGAACCCGCCUCCGGACAGAGCUCCUGGAGCCCAUUCAGCACCAGCUCCGGGCCCUCCUCUCGGUCAUUAGGAGCCAGAGUUCAUAUCGAUUCUACUCCAGCUCUCUCCUCAUCAUCUAUGAUGGGCAGGAGCUGCCAGAAAGGACCCCAGGAGGUCUGCAUUCUCAGGAGGCUCCGCAGAUGACCCAUGGCAUCUCUGCUGGAGGUCUCACCAAAGUUGACAUCCGGAUGAUCGACUUUGCUCACACAACAUACAAAGGCUCCUGGAACGAACACACCACUUAUGACGGACCAGAUCCGGGCUAUAUUUUUGGCCUAGAAAACCUCAUCCAGAUCCUACAGGAUAUUCAAGAGGGAGAAUGAGGCUUGUUGGGCAUAUCCAGAUUUUUUUGGAGUCUAGUUCUCAAAAGGGACCUACUGCCAGCCAGGGUACUCUAGAAACUGUUAGAUGUCUUUGUAAUAAUUAUAUCCACAUUCAAAAGCCAUACAUGGCAGGUAUAUUAUCGGCUGCUAAAGAAACUAGCUCUGGAGAGAAUUCCACGUAUGCUGGCAUCUUAUACUAAUGCUGGUCAUUGGAGACUGGACAGUCAGUGUGAAAUGGCACCAUUUUGCAGUACAUUGGAGGGCUGCGGCAGGAGUGAGAAGCCAGCAUUACAGUAAGAUUCUGGAGAAUUUGCGUUGAAAAAUUUUUUUAAAAUUUUAUUUAUUUAUUCAUGAGAGACACAAUGAGAGAGAGAGGCAGAGACACAGGCAGAGGGAGAAGCAGGCUCCAUGCAGGGAGCCCGAUAUGGGACUCGAUCCUGGGCCCCCAGGAUCAGGCCCCAGACUGAAGGCAGUGCUGUUGAGCCACCAGGGCUGCCCCAAAAAUGCUUUUUUGUUGUCACACUGAAGUCUUGGCAAGCUAUGAGGCAAAAAACUCUACUUGAAGAAGACCUGAACAGUGAGUUCACAAGUGUAUGAUUUUUCCGGAGCUCACGAAUGACUGUCUCCUACCUUCCCAAGAGGCAUUUGGGUGAGGCAGGAAGGAGUAGGGCAGAUCUGCCCAUCUCACCAGCUUCCUACCCAGGGUCUGAAUUGGCAAGGGCAAUCCAGACACAGCCCUGGCAAAUCGAGACCCCAGGUUCUCCAUUUUUGCCCAUGGAGACAAGGGUCUCUUUCUAGACUUCCGAGUACCUAUUGGGAGCGAUAACUUGACUAGAUCCUGGCCACAAAAUGGCUCUAACCAUAAAAUGCAGCUUCCAGUGGGGGUGGACUGCACGAAAGGAUGAGCUACUGAUAUUAAAUUAUACUAUUUGCUUUCUAUUUAUUUAUUUUGGGGGUAGGGUGGGGGAAUCAGGAGAGAGAAGGCUGGAGGGCCAAGGAAACCAGGUGCAAUGUUUACAAGACUGGUGAACAAGUGUAAAUACGGAAGAGCAAACAGUCCUAAUUAAUUAGUUCUUCUGCAGUGUGGAAACCCAUUACAAUGCCCUUGAGUCGAGCAUGAAGAUACGUUACCCAAUUAGGGAAAUAAAUUUGUUAAUAAAAUUGCUGAGGUCACCAGAAUUAUUUGGUGUGCCUUAUUACC